Molecule: messenger RNA, 2474 nt
Organism: Xiphophorus maculatus (southern platyfish)
Lineage: Eukaryota; Metazoa; Chordata; Actinopteri; Cyprinodontiformes; Poeciliidae
Gene: prob1
Exons: 4
Coding region: 486-2474 (662 amino acids)
Source: RefSeq, a predicted model, not a curated record
AAUAAAGUCUAAAUCAGAGAUGGUCAAUUCCAUCCUCUGAAACUUCCACCUGCAACUCUUAGAUACAUCCCUCCUCUAACUGACCUGGACCAAUCAAUGGCUCCAGCCGGGUUACUGCUGGAGAACAACACCAAUGUGGACAGGAGAGAGAGAGAGAGAGAGAGUUGCUGACAGACUGGAGACGGGCGAGCAAGCUUCAGUGAAACAGGCAGAGAGAGAGAGAGAGAGAGAGCAGCAGCCUCGUCUGUCAGUCAGCUCCACAAAUAGAAAUCUCUCUCUCUGUCUCUGUUUCCUGCAGUGUUGGUGUGGAUCGCCCGGUUCUGGACCCAGAGACUCCAGAACUGGAACCAGCUGCAGCGGGAACCUGGACUAUUGGUUGUACAGUAAUAGUAAUAUUCUACCUGGACCUGGAGCCAGACUCUGCUGGGUCCAGAACCUGAACGAUCCGAGUCGGUUCUGAUCUCUGAUCUGAUCCCAGAAAAACUAUGAGUGUCCUGCAGGGAGGAAGAGGAGUGAGGAAGGACCUCGGUGCACAUGGCUGCGCUGAGGCUGACCUGCCGCCUUGUCACAGCUCCAGCCCACAGAUCCUUCCGCCGUGUUCACUAGUUCCUGCAGACAAGAGGUCAGAAGUCACCUGGACAGGUGAGCGUGAGGUGGAGUACCUGGACAUCUUCAGCAGGGAUGACGAGGAAGAGGACGAAGGCAGCGAAUGGUCCGAGGAGGAUCUGUCUCUGCACUUCUCUCCCUCCGUUAUCCUCCAAUCGGACGAUGAAGAGUUGGAGCCUGAGAGUGGCUUAGGAUGUGUGCGCGUAACCAUGGAAACACAGGUGAUGAUGAAGGACGACCCUCCUGAGAGGGGAGGAGUUACCGAAAGACAUUCCCGUCCACUUUCAUUUCUACGCCAGAACAGCAUGCCUGCAUCGCUGCACAUGCAUCCCACAGCCAGUGGCGAGGCUGGCAGCUACAGGGUCUACAAAGGCCGUAUUGCAGGGGCCAACAGCGGUCUCCCGCUGGAAGGAAGCCGGCGAUGCCUUCAGAAAUCUUAUUCUCUGGAUGAAAGUAAAACAAAGAUGGCGUCAAGCCUCUUAAUGAACAUCCUGUCCAAGAAGAUGCAAGUGGAGCAGAGCAGCAGCACAGCUAACAGCCUGAAGAAGCUGGAGGCAGUACCUGCCCCGUAUGCUCCACCUGCCCCCCCUGCAGGGCAGCAGGUGGAGACAGGUGCGUCCAAAGCUCCACUGCACCUGGUCAGAGAUGUGAAAAGUUUCAAAAGCAUCAGCAACAGCAAAGCUGUUAGCAUGAACCCAAUGAGCCGCAACGCUAUUGGCCAGGAGGAGAGCGUCUCACGUCACCCAGCUGCAGAGGGUAAACAUCGUGCUGCCAUGGUUACGGCAUCUCUCAGCAAAUCACAAAACAGGCAACAGGACGACGCUGGCAGCCAUCCGACAGCAAUUGAAAAACAAAACAGUCAGCCAAUGGGCGAGUCUGAAGGCAGGCCCCCUGUCCAACCCAUCCGCCAUGUCCAACCCAUCCACCACGUCCAACCCAUCCACCACGUCCAACCCAUCCACCACGUCCAACCCAUCCAACCCAUCCACCACGUCCAACCCAUCCACCACGUCCAACCCAUCCGCCAUGUCCAACCCAUCUGCCAUGUCCAACCCGUCCACCAUGUCCCUUCAGAACUGAACCAAUCAGAGACAGCUGCAGUGUCCCUUGCCCCCUUGCAGCGCUCAUCACCUGAUCUCCAGAAACAGAAGUCCUCUGAGUCUGCCCCAGAUCCCCAAUUCCGUCCAUGCUGCACCCAGAGCCAGCGCUCCACCCGAUGUGAAGGUUCUCCCUUUGCUCCCAUUCAGCUCCUCCAUCCCUGUUUUUACAGGCUGCAGUCACACCUGAGAAGUGUCCCCUUCACCCACCCUCCUCUGAACUGCAUGCCAUCCCACCUUCAUCCCCCAGCUCCUCCCCCUCUCCACCUGUUGGUGAACCCUGACAAAAAUCCGAUCAAAGUCAGGGAUAACUCUUCAAAUCAGACUGAAACCAGCAGAGAUCCAGACUGCAGGAGCUUUGGGAGGCGUGAACAGGUUCAACCGCCGCAGCAGCCCUUACCUGUGAGCUCACAGACUUUCACACCUGGCCUGGUAUGCAAGGACCUGGUUUCCACUGCAGCACCCGGAUCCUUGCUUAGUGUCCCUGCUUCCUGUCACCUGAUGUUAGACGCCAGCAGUCAUCGCUGCUUCUACAUGGAUGCCGGCCCAGCAGCUCAGAGGAAGCUGCUGCUGGACCCGGAAACUGGACGCUUCGUCCAGGUGUUCCUACCUGCAGGCUCCGCCCUCCCCAUGUUGGCGGGAAACCCGACAGUCCUGCCAGUCAGUCAGUUUCCACUGAUGGGCGUGCCCUUGCUGUACGGUGGGCCCUACCUACCUGUUACCAUGACAACACCUCAUGAUGAUGCCACCAUGAUCCUCCAUCAGACCUGA